Molecule: messenger RNA, 2489 nt
Organism: Archocentrus centrarchus (flier cichlid)
Lineage: Eukaryota; Metazoa; Chordata; Actinopteri; Cichliformes; Cichlidae
Product: tripartite motif-containing protein 16-like
Exons: 2
Coding region: 37-1866 (609 amino acids)
Source: RefSeq, a predicted model, not a curated record
GUGAAUGAAAUUCAGUCACUGACACUGAGAGGAGAAAUGGCACAGAAAGGAGUUCAGCUGGACCAAGACACAAUUUCUUGCUCAAUCUGUUUGGAUCUACUGAAGGAUCCGGUGACUAUUCCCUGUGGACACAGCUACUGCAUGAACUGUAUUAAAACACACUUUGAUGGAGAGGACGGGAAGGGAAUCCACAGCUGCCCUCAGUGUAGGAAGAUUUUCACACCGAGGCCUGUCCUGGUGAAAAACAUCAUAUUAGCAGCUUUAGUGGAGCAGCUGAAGAAGACUGAACUCCAAGCUGCUCCAGCUGAUCACUGCUAUGCUCAACUUGAAUACGUGGCCUGUGAUAUUUGCACUGGGCGGAAGAUGAAAGCCAUCAAGUCCUGUGUGGUCUGUUUAAUUUCUUACUGUGAGAAACACAUUCGACGUCACUAUGGAUCUCCUGCCUUUAAUGAGCACAAGCUGAUCAACCCCUACUCAAUGAAGACGGAGCUCAAGGUGAGACGACUAAACAUCCAGCAGAGAAUCCAGGACCGAGAGAAAGAUGUGAAGCUGUUUCAACAGGAGGUGGAGGCCAUCAAUGGCUCCGCUGAUAAAGCAGUGGAGGACAGUGAGAAGAUGUUGACUGAGCUGAUCCGUCUGAUCCAGAAAAGAAGCUCUGAUGUGAAGCAGCAGGUCAGAUCCCAGCAGGUAACUGAAGUGAGUCGAGUCAAAGAGCUUCAGGAGAAGCUGGAGCAGGAGAUCGCUGAGCUGAAGAGGAAAGACGCCGAGCUGGAGCAGCUCUCACACACAGAGGAUCACAACCAGUUUCUACACAACUACCCCUCACUGUCAGCACUCAGUGAGUCUACACACUCAUCCAGCAUCAAUAUUCGUCCUCUGAGGUACUUUGAGGAUGUGACAGCAGCUGUGUCAGAGACCACAGAUAAACUACAGGACAUCCUGAGAGAGGAAUGGACAAACAUCUCACUGACAGUCACUGAAGUGGAUGUUUUACUGUCACCACCAGAGCCAAAGACCAGAGCUGGAUUCUUAAAAUAUUCACAUGAAAUCACACUGGAUCCAAACACAGCACACACACAGCUGUUAUUAUCUGAGGGGAACAGAAAAGUAAGUUUAAUGGAACAACAACAGUCUUAUUCUGAUCAUCCAGACAGAUUCACUGGAUGUUAUCAGGUCCUGAGUAGAGAGAGUCUGACUGGACGUUGUUACUGGGAGGUGGUGUGGAGAGGGAGAGGAGUUUGUGUUGCACUCACAUAUAAGGAUAUCAGCAGAGAUGGGGAGUCAUAUGAAUGUGUAUUUGGCCGAAAUGACAAAUCUUGGUCAUUAUGUUGUGACACAAACAGUUGUGCAUUUUACUUCAACAAAGUCCGAACUCUCCUUUCAGGUUCUCAGUCCUCCAGAGUAGGAGUGUACCUGGAUCACGGAGCAGGUGGGCGUGGCCUUCAGCACAAGUCUUCAGCAUCAGCUGCAGCAGCUCCUCAGGCCAAGCCAUGUCUGGAAACUGAGCGUCCUGACGGUCCAGUUCAGCCCACUCAGUCCGAGUCGCCGGAGGGUCCCGCUCAGUCCAAGCAGCCAGAGAUCGAGCCUGUGAAUCCUGCUGAGUCGUCCAGGGGUUGUCGACAUCGCCUGAGGGUCCCUGCCAAGUCUCCCAAGGGUGUCCCUCACAGUCGUCAACACCAACUACCUGCCAUGACAACUGAGAGUCCUCGCCCCCGGCACCGACAAGCAGUCCUCCUCCAUCUUCGCCCCUGGCCACGCGAUUGUCCCCCUGGGCGCCUUCGCCGCUGGCCACAUGGCCGUCCUCCAGAGAUCCCCCAUCACCACCACUGGGACCACGGCUGGCCUCCUAUUUUGCCUCAUCGCUGACACUGGCCCCACGGUUAGUCUCCUGAAGGGUAUCGUCUUUGCCGCUGGCCAUGCGGUAGUCCCCCUGAACUGAGUCGUGUGCUUUGCUACCACUGGGAUCAUGGCCAGCCUUCUGUUUUCUUCAAAAUCAUCACUGGCUCUGCAGUCGGACCCCAGAACUGCCUCUUCACCAUCACUGAUCUAUUGGCUGACCACCUGAACUGCUACCUGGCCUCACAGCUGGCCUCCUGAACUGGCUUGUCGGUGCCACUGGUAUUGCGGCCAGCAUCCUCCCAUGGCCAGGUAGACAACCUGAGCCUUGUUUGGACUCCCAUGCCCCUUGGGGGUUUUGCUUGUUCUGUCUCAGGAGUCCAGUCUGUUUAUGUUCAUGUUAGUCAAGCCAAGUCAAAUUUAGUGAGUUGAUGUUUGUGCUGGUGGCUUGUGCCCAGCACGUCCCGUGUUUUGACUCCUGUAAAUAAAGCCUGAAUUAAAGUAAAGCUGUAAAUGAAGCCAGAUUUAAAAUUAAGCUUUAUGCCUUGGUGUUAUUCAUUGAGGUCCUCUGCCUUGCCUGCCACCAAGGGUGUAAUAAUGCGUUUACUCUUGGGGGGGACACAUAUUGGAAACUGGACAGAUUGAUAAAUACU